CCGUGAGAGCACCGACUCCCACCGCCAGUCCGGUAUCGGUCUUCCUUCGCAGUCACGGCCAAGAAGAUAUUUAUUUAUCUUCCCCUCCAGCAGUCCGGCGAAAAAAUCUCACCCUGCCCCACGCCCCGCUUAAAUCUUGCUUCCGACGGGACCCGGGGCGUGCCCUAUAAUCUAAGGCGGUUACUCCUCCCACCUUCCCUGUUCCCUAUAUUAUAUAUUUUAUUUCCUCCCCUCCCCUGUCGCAACCUUCCACCUGGGCCGACCAAAUCUCUGUCUCUCUUUCUGGAAUUUCCAUGGAGCCCGCCCGCGAUAAGCCGCCUCGCCUUCCAACCCGAUCCUCUUCUGCUUUAAUGGGGACGACGAUGCCUCGUCGCCCUUUCGAGGGAGGAUCGGGUUUUCCCCUUUCUUCCUCCUCCUCGUCCUCGUCUCCCUUCAUGGAAUUUGGAGCACCCUCUGCUUCCAAAUCCCGCCCUUCUUCGUCUGUGGAACCCAAGAUCGAGCAGGCUUCUUCACCGGUCGGGGAAAAGCUUCCAUCCUCCUCGUCGUCAUCGCCCGGGGUUGCUGCGCCUCGGCCUCUGGAGGCUCUCCAGAGCGCGCCGAUCCCGCCAUUCCUCUCCAAGACCUAUGAGCUUGUGGAUGAUCCCUCCCUGGAUCCGCUCAUCUCGUGGGGUUCCACUGGCAGGAGCUUCGUGGUGUGGGAUCCCGUCGAGUUUGCGCGGGCCGUUCUGCCUCGGAACUUCAAGCACAGCAACUUCUCCAGUUUUGUCCGCCAGCUGAAUACUUAUGGUUUCCACAAGAUUGAUGCUGAUCGAUGGGAGUUUGCCAAUGAAGAUUUUCUAAGAGGAAAUAAGCCCUUGUUAAAAAAUAUAAACAGGCGAAGGUCAUCUCAAGUGCAGCAAGUAGGUUCUCAAGUAGGCUUCUCAGCUGAAAAUGCAAAGCCUGAAUUAGAAGGUGAACUCCACAUGUUGAGAAAGGAAAAGAGUGCAUUGAUGCAGGAGGCCAUUACACUGCGACAGGAGCAUCUCAUGACAGUCCAACAGGUGGAUGCACUGAACCAGCGGAUGCAAUUAGCCGAACAGAGGCAGAAGCUGAUGGUAUCUUUCUUGGCAAAGGUACUCCAACACCCAGUAUUGUUGGCCCAUCUUAAGCAGCUGAAGGAACAAAGGGAGAUUGCUUCUACAAUAAGAAGAAAGUUCCUCAAGCAACAGCAGCACAGCCACAGUGAUUUAGAUAAAUCCAUGGAUCAGCAAACUGGAAAGAAGAGACUAGAAUUUACUGGUGCCACUUCGUCUGGACUGCAAGGCAUUGAAUGUAGUGUGAGCAAGCAACUACCAAAUAACCUUUUGCAAGAUAUGGUUGAAAAACCUGAUCUUGAUACAAGCAGAGGCGAACUUCUCAUAGGCUCAGUUGAAACUGGACUAGAGGUGCUGGACCCAUUGUUUCUGGACCCUGAUUCUGUUGCCAUCAAGGUAGGGCUUCCGGAGAGCUCUCAUACAGAUAUGGGCUUCAGUGGAACUGAGUUCUUUGCAUCUUUUCCUGAAGAUACAACCCCAGAGAGGAUGUUUUCAGAUGCUAUAAUCCCUGCAACUGAAUUUGCAAGGCCAGACCCCAAAACUGUUAGUUUCGAGGGAAAGAAUGUUGUGGACAAAACAGAAGUUACCUCUGCUGGUGGAAAGUGCCUCAUAUCAUUUGCAGAAGAUACUUCUCAGGAAAAGAUGUUUUCAGAUGCUAUAGCAUCUGCCCGCAAAACUAGCAGUGGACCAGAGGAAAUAUGGAACCUCUGUCUUGAGGCAGGAGAAAGCUCCUGGAGUUCUCGCCACUGGGAUAGCCUUGCUCAAGAUGCGAUAGAGCUAGAAGCCGGAGCUAGACCUGAUGCUUUAUGGGAUAUUGAUUUGCAAGCACUGGACGAAGAUUUGGAGUUUGAUAAGUGCUUGGGCAGUUACUUCUGUCACCAGGAACGUGAAAAUCAAGCUGGAGCAGCUAACAAAGAUCACAAAGAAAAGAUGGAACCGUAGGAUUCAUGUGCAUUGACCAUUGGCACCCUUUUGGGUGCAUAUAAUAUCACCAUUUGAAAAACUCAUAUAAAGAUUUGAAUGAUCAAUACAAUAUUCAACGAUUUUAGUUGUCA
Messenger RNA from Elaeis guineensis (African oil palm), 2128 nucleotides. Its product is annotated as heat stress transcription factor A-3-like. Gene Ontology annotation, biological process: regulation of transcription by RNA polymerase II; cellular response to heat. The record is from RefSeq and is a predicted model, not a curated record. Gene Ontology annotation, molecular function: RNA polymerase II cis-regulatory region sequence-specific DNA binding; DNA-binding transcription factor activity. Gene Ontology annotation, cellular component: nucleus. Lineage: Eukaryota; Viridiplantae; Streptophyta; Magnoliopsida; Arecales; Arecaceae.